This is a messenger RNA of Talpa occidentalis (Iberian mole), 6991 nucleotides long. It is a transcript of the gene BICRAL, whose product is annotated as BICRA like chromatin remodeling complex associated protein. The coding region runs from base 680 to 3919 and encodes 1079 amino acids. Gene Ontology annotation, biological process: positive regulation of DNA-templated transcription. NCBI's taxonomy places the organism in Eukaryota, Metazoa, Chordata, Mammalia, Eulipotyphla, Talpidae. Gene Ontology annotation, cellular component: SWI/SNF complex. The record is from RefSeq and is a predicted model, not a curated record. The transcript has 13 exons.
AAAGGGAGAGGAGUGGAGGGGAGGGGGGGGAAAAUACACAGUGCCUUUGAGUGUCAUCCAUAUUGUAAAAUAUUCUUUCGUGGGGUCACUCGAAGAGUAGCUUGUGACUUUGAGCUCUGGGGUAACAAAUAUUCUCUGUGCUUGACAAUCCCACUGACAGUGAUGUUCAGAGCAGUGACUGGGCCGUCUUCCUUCCUUAGCCCUGGGGCAGCUGGUCUCCUGGAGGAGCCAGUUCCAUUCAAAUGGAUUGUAACCACCCAGAUCAUUCAGCAGCCAAACCAAGUCAUCCACCAACGGGAAGUUCCCACAUGGGGGGUACUUACCCCUUCCAGACCCUUUGUGAGGAAAGCAAGAUUUCCUCCAUGUGACAGGAAUCAAUUUUCUACUUGUUAGGCCUUGUGAUGGGUAAGAUGGGAAGUUUGGGGGAACUGGAGAGGAGAUGGCAGCUUUAACUGAGAAAAAACACUCAGUAGAAACUAUCCCUUCUGCCUUCUUCGGGCGUGUCCUCCUUCUGGGCAUCUCUUCAGGAUUUCAUUCCUCCGUCCAACUGCCGUUCACAACUGCCCUUUCCAACUGCUCCAGAACUCUUGGCCCUGGCAUUCCAUGAUGUAAAUUAUUCCACGCAUGGCUCGAAAUGGGUGCGAAGCAGUGUUGCCAGGUGUCGGAUCACUAGUUUGUCAUGGAUGAUGAUGAUGACUCGUGUCUCCUUGAUCUUAUUGGAGACCCACAAGCACUGAACUAUUUUCUACAUGGACCUAGUAAUAAAUCUAGCAACGAUGACUUGACUAAUGCAGGAUAUUCUGCAGCCAAUUCAAAUUCAAUUUUCGCCAACUCUAGUAAUGCUGAUCCUAAGUCAUCCCUCAAAGUGGUAAGCAACCAACUUGGAGAAGGGCCAAGUGAUGGACUGCCACUUUCAAGUAGCCUUCAGUUUCUUGAAGAUGAACUUGAGUCUUCUCCUCUCCCUGAUCUCAGUGAGGACCAACCUUUUGACAUUCUUCAGAAAUCCUUGCAGGAGGCCAAUAUCACUGAACAGACUUUGGCAGAAGAGGCAUAUUUGGAUGCCAGUAUAGGUUCAAGCCAACAGUUUGCACAAGCUCAGCUUCAUCCUUCUUCAUCAGCAUCCUUUACUCAGGCUUCUAAUGUUUCUAAUUACUCAGGUCAGACGCUUCAACCUAUAGGGGUGACUCACGUGCCUGUUGGAACAUCGUUUGCGAGCAAUACAGUGGGUGUACAACAUGGCUUCAUGCAACAUGUGGGGAUCAGUGUUCCCAGCCAGCAUUUGUCUAACAGCAGUCAGAUUAGUGGUUCUAGUCAAAUACAACUAAUCGGAUCAUUUGGUAAUCAACCGUCCAUGAUGACUAUUAAUAACCUCGAUGGAUCUCAAAUAAUAUUAAAGGGCAGCGGGCAGCAAACCCCAUCAAAUGUGAGUGGGGGACUUCUGGUUCAUAGACAGACUCCUAAUGGCAACUCGUUGUUUGGGAACUCCAGCUCCAGCCCAGUAGCACAGCCUGUUACCGUUCCAUUUAACAGCACAAAUUUUCAAACAUCUUUACCUGUGCAUAACAUCAUCAUACAAAGGGGUCUUGCACCAAAUUCAAAUAAAGUCCCGAUUAACAUCCAGCCAAAGCCUAUCCAGAUGGGUCAGCAGAAUACAUAUAAUGUGAACAAUCUGGGAAUACAGCAGCACCAUGUUCAACAAGGGAUCUCUUUUGCCUCUGCAAGCUCACCCCAGGGCUCGGUAGUUGGUCCACACAUGUCUGUGAACAUUGUCAACCAACAGAACACAAGAAAGCCAGUCACCUCACAGGCGGUGAGCAAUGCUGGGGGUAGUAUCGUAAUUCAUUCUCCCAUGGGCCAGCCCCACACACCCCAAAGUCAAUUCCUCAUACCUACAAGCCUUUCGGUCAGUUCUAACUCGGUACACCACGUCCAGACCAUAAAUGGGCAACUUCUUCAGACUCAACCCUCUCAGCUCAUUUCUGGCCAGGUGGCCUCAGAGCAUGUCAUGUUGAACAGAAACUCUUCCAGCAUGCUCAGGACCAACCAACCAUAUUCUGGACAGAUGCUUAACAACCAGAAUACUGCCGUCCAGUUAGUGUCUGGGCAGACAUUCACUGCCUCUGGAAGCCCAGUGAUAGUCAAUCAUGCCUCUCCUCAGAUUGUUAGUGGACAGAUGCCCAUGCAGCAGGCAUCACCAACUGUAUUACACCUGUCACCUGGGCAGAGUGGUGUCUCCCAAGGAAGACCUGGCUUCACCUCCAUGCCCCCGGUGACAAACAUGUCAGGACCUAGUCGGUUCCCUGUUGUCAGCUCAUCCAGCACUGCCCAUCCUAGCCUUGGGUCUGCGGUUCAGUCUGGUGCAUCAGGAUCAAACUUUACGGGAGAUCAGCUGACCCAGCCAAACAGGACUCCAGUACCAGUCAGUGUGUCUCAUCGUCUUCCAGUUUCUUCUUCCAAAUCUACCAGCACCUUCAGUAACACCCCCGGAGCAGGAACCCAGCAACAAUUCUUCUGUCAGGCUCAGAAAAAAAAUUUGAAUCAGACUUCCCCCGUUUCUGCUCCCAAGACCACAGAUGGCCUGAGGCAAGCACAGAUCCCUGGCCUCUUGAGUACCACGCUGCCAGGGCAAGAUUCCGGAAGCAAAGUUCUACCGGCAUCCUUAGGAACCUCACAGCCACAGCAAGAAAAAGUAGUUGGAUCAUCUCCUGGCCGGCCGACUGUGCAGGUGGACAGUCAUUCAGGAGGACAGAAAAGGCCAGCUGCAAAACAGCUAACUAAAGGAGCUUUCAUUCUCCAGCAGUUACAGAGGGACCAAGCCCAUGCUGUGACACCAGAUAAAAGUCAGUUCCGAUCACUAAGUGAUGCGGUACAGAGGCUGCUCUCCUACCACGUGUGCCAGGGCUCCAUGCCCACUGAGGAGGACUUGAAGAAAGUGGACAAUGAAUUUGAAACAGUUGCCACUCAGCUCCUGAAAAGGACCCAAGCUAUGCUUAACAAGUACAGAUGCCUGCUGCUGGAAGAUGCCAUGCGGAUCAAUCCCUCUGCAGAGAUGGUGAUGAUCGACAGGAUGUUCAACCAGGAGGAGAGAGCUUCUCUGUCCCGGGACAAGCGUCUAGCACUUGUGGACCCUGAGGGUUUUCAGGCUGAUUUCUGUUGUUCCAUCAAACUUGAUAAAGCUGCUCAUGAGACACAGUUUGGCAGGAGUGACCAGCCCGGCAGUAAAACAACCAGCUCCCUACAUCUGACCGCCAAGGCCCAAAGCAGAGACCGAGCCAAACCAGGCAUGACCGAACCAACGAAUCAUGACCAAUUCCAUCCAGUGCCUAAUCACAUCGUGGUCUCCGCGGAAGGAAACAUUUCUAAAAAAACAGAAUGCCUCGGCAGAGCACCGAAAUUUGACAAAGUGGGCUUAGUUCAUUACCGGAACGCGUCUGAAGAGAAAACCAGCCGGAGAGACUCCAUGAAGGCCAGCGAGUGCUCUCCCGGCCCUGAAGGCCACCGGAAAACCUCGUCCAGACCAGAUCACGGUACUGAGAGCAAACUCUCAAGUAUCCUAGCCGAUUCUCACUUGGAGCUGACGUGUAACAAUUCCUUCCAGGACAAAACUCUGAGGAAUUCUCCAAAGAAUGAAGUUUUACACACAGACAUCAUGAAAGGGUCGGGCGAGCCCCAGCCUGAUCUCCAGCUCACUAAGAGUUUAGAAACGACCUUUAAGAACAUCUUAGAACUCAAAAAGGCUGGGCGGCAGCCCCAGAGUGACCCCACGGUUAGUGGCUCUGUCGAGUUAGAUUUCCCCAACUUUUCUCCAAUGGCUUCGCAGGAAAACUGCCUGGAAAAGUUCAUCCCGGACCACAGUGAAGGCGUUGUAGAAACUGACUCCAUUUUAGAAGCAGCUGUAAAUAGUAUCCUAGAGUGUUAAUAGCAGCAGUCCUUUCCCCACCCCCACCCCAGCGACCCCACCCGGACAAGUUACAUUCUUUCCUGUCAAAAGCAAAUGGAAUCGUCUCCUGUCUCCAGCCUGCUUGAUCUUUCAUCACAGGUUAUUCUUUCUAAUCUCAAUCCCAUUCUUUGUUUAAGAGCAAUACUCGUUCCGUCGUGGUUACAGGGAGCCUUGAGUAAAAUUAAUUCUUACUAGAAAGCAGUCUGAUAGGCCCUACACAUUUCAAGUGUUUAUGAAAGCGCUUAUAGUCAUUUCUGUUUGUUUGCUUAUUGGUUUCUUUUUCUUUUCUUUUUGCUUUUUUGAAGAACACCGUAACUCAAUGAGAUCACAGUACGCUUGGCCCUGGGUAAAAUUCUGACAAUCAUAAGUCAUGAGAACAGACUUAUUACAGAAAAUCAAACAGGACUGAUAGAAGCAACUCUGUAGAGAACAACCCACUGCAUCUCCAAAUGGUGGCUUUUGGGUUAUUUUUGUUGUUGUUGGAGGAGAGACCAGGUGAUUCUCCCUGCUCAACCAUCUCUGAACGGUAGUUGCUGGCUGCUCUGCCUGGGACUCCAUAGCCCUGGUGAGAGCAGCCCGCAGCGCAUAAGCAAGGCAUUUGAAGGGCUUCCUGUUCAUCCUUCAAGUGCUUUUCCAAGGUUCCCAGAGCAAAACCUCAUGCUUUUCAGCCUUUUUGUGUUGAAUUUCAUCUAGGGAAUGCUCAGCUCUUAGUUGCAACAGCACGACUCGAGACAAUUCCUGGUGGAAUUGGGAAAAUGGAAAUCAGUUAAGUGGCACAGUGUACAGGGGAGGCCGGGACAGAGCCGUGAGGAAUAUAAUAUGUAUAUAUGUAAAAGCAUAUAUAUGUUAACUAUUGAGAAAAAAAUAAGAGUUUUGCAUUUUAUAAUUGGAUAUAGUCAACAUAUGAUAUAUAUUUUUGUUUGUUGCUGGCUUUUAUUUCAUUUAAGCUCUCUUUGCACCCUCUCCCACAACAAAUAGCCGAGCAUCAAAAGCACUUUCAUUUGAAAACUGUGUUGCAAUUUUUCAGUUUAAACUGUAAGGGACUUUGGCCUUGUUUAUGCUUCUUGUUGUCUGAGAACAGUAGUCACCCCCGGCCGCCAUCACUACCAAAACACAGACAAACCAAAGUAACCUGCCAGCCCACCACCGAGAGGAGAAAUCUGAGACCCAGGAUUCCCGCUUGAGAGCGAGCCAAAGGAUAUGCCCUGUCACGGUCUGUGUUUGGCCUGUGUUCAUGCUAGUGAACAUGACGUUGCUUUAUUUAUUUAUAUUUCUUUUCAGGGAGUUUCACCCAGUCCCCUUUCUUGUAUCCCUGUCCCUGGUCACCCCAUUUCUGUCGUUACUUUAAUUCUCAGUGUCACUGUAACCAUCAGUUAUCUCUUACCAUUGGCAAAGCUACAUGACAGUAUUUGCUCUGCACUCUCAUACACACAUGCAUGCACGUCCCUGAGCUCUUCAGAUCCAGAGGUCAUUCCGGUUUCUGUGUAUACACAUUCACCCUCCCUCGUGUGUGCAUGCACACGCUCAUUUGUUCUGUUACCCUCUCGCUUUGGAGGUGCACCCCCUGGUCUCCACUCUAACCCCUUGCCAGAAUCUGCUUUUGACCAUCCCCAGGAUGGGGAUGACCCUCUUCCCCUUGCCAUUAUCAUCAUGUAGGGCAUUUCUUUUCCAGAUUGGCCUGUGAUGGAAAGGAAAGCUUUUGAUUAUUAGGGAAAAAAAAAUAGCAGCAGAAGACCUAUACUCUCCCUGCCCCUUGUCCCCACCAUGCAAAGAAACCCCACAAGACAGCCAGUCUUAGAAAAGCAAAGGACCUUCUCCCCACCCCACCACCCGCCAAUAGAAAUUGGAAAAUCUGGGCCAUUUUAGGGUUACCAUUUUUUCCUCAUUUGUGCCAAUGUCCAAGUUGCAGAUUCCCCAUUUUUCCUGUAUUGUAACAUAUUAGAAAGAUAAGUUGAUAGUGCCAGUUGGAACUUUGUUUGGGCAGCCCUGGAAUAACACCCUGCCCCAAAACCCAUGACUUUAUAGCCUCUUCUUCUCUUCGGGUUCAUGCCCCCAUAAACUCCUAGCAAGAUUUAGAGAUGGUCCCUCCUGAUCAAAUUCUUCUCAUUGUGGAACUUUAUACCUGGAAGCCUUCACGGAGGCUACUAAUAAGUUACAUUAAUUACUGCAAAUCAGUGGAAUUUUUAAGAGUCAAGAUCACUUCAUGUAGAUCCCUAUCCUGCCCUGCUACCCCAAUCCUUGCUUUUAUAUGCCAUCUUAAAGGUUUUAAAGCCCAAACACUUGUCUAGGAGGUAGAGAGCCUAAUUUACCAAAAUGAAACUUGUAAAUUUUUGUGCCCUUGUAUGUAAGUUUGCUUUUUAUGGGGAGAUUCUAGAUAAUGACAAAUGAAGAUUACGAAAUGUAUUUUACUCCUGUGAUUAGGUUAAGCGCACACGGGUAGGUCAUAUCUCGCAUGUCGAGCCCCCGCGGGUGAAGGGUAAGAGAGCUCGGCCUUGGAUGGUCAACAUUCAGUUGUUCAGGUCGGUUAGUCAAAGUUAAGUUUACUUGUACACAGUGACAAAAAUCAUUUUUCUCUUUUGCUUUCUUGGUUGUUGUGGAAAAGCGUGAAUUUGUUAUUAAGCAUUUGAUUUUCGGUGUCCUUAACUACUGCAAAAGAUAAAGCAAAUUUUAAACUGGUGAUUACGAAAAAAAAAACUAUUUUAGCUCUGAAGAAUUUAGUAGACUUUGUUAGAUUAGGGAGGCCUUACAGACUGACUCAACUUAAGAUGCGUCACUCACUGUCAGUGUGGUGUGGGCUUUAUUUGCUUAAAAACCUUCAUUUGUAUAGUAUGUCUUCACUUGAAAUUGCUUUGUAUACAUUUUGUAAAAAUAUUUAUAAAAUGUUUUGUAAAAAAAAGUAUAACAAAUUGCAGUUUAUUUUGUUAUGUUGGAUAAAUACUGUUAAAAGAAACCAGUCAGUAACUAUAUUGUUAAUCCAUGGUUAGGAAAUGUUUAGUUGGAGAUUACAAAAUGAAACAACCAUUGCAAUACAGCCAAAGAUUUGGGAAAAUG